AUGGCAGCAGCUUUAGAAGAUACUCCUAUUUCCUAUGAGGAUUUGGCUGAAAUUGAGAGGGAAUUUGAUGAUGUUGAAACCGAGAUUAUUCGUCAACAAGUAUCCCUCACUCGACCUCUUUACAUUCGUCGCAAUAAAACUAUUUCACAAAUUCCAAAUUUUUGGGCUCUUGUACUCGAACAAGCGCCUCCUGAUAUAGAUCAAUAUAUUCAACCAUCCGAUUCCGCACUUUUACUUUCAUCACUCACUUCUCUUCACGUAUCACAUUUCGAACUAGAAGAUUCAACAACUGCCAGUGGAGGAGAUCCAAGAUCUGUAUCAAUUACAUGGACAUUCUCUUCCAAUGAAUAUUUCGAAGAUGAGAAAUUGGUCAAGAAGUUUUGGUAUAGAAAGAGUCUUGGUGGAUGGAGUGGAUUGGUUAGUGAACCAGUUAGAAUUCAUUGGAAAAAGGGAAAAGAUUUAACAGGAGGUUUACUGGAUAUGGUUUGUGAUACUUGGGAUGAGGAACAGAAGAAUAAAUCCAGCGGAGACGAUGAAAAGAAAGCAAAGAAUAUGACAGCGCAACAAAGGGCUCUCGAAAAGAAAAUGGCAAAUACAAGUAUGGGAGGUUUAAGUUUUUUCGCAUGGUUUGGAUUUAUUGGUCGAAGAAUCACCAGGAAGAAAGGAAAGAAAGUUACAGAACCAGAAGAUGAUGAGGAUGAAGAAGAUGAAGAGUUAGGAAUGAGUUUAGAAAUUUUCCCUGAUGGAGAUGAACUCGCCAUUGCUAUUACGGAAGAUUUAUGGCCUGGUGCUAUCAAAUAUUUUACAGCAGCACAAGAACAGGAUGCACUAUCAGAUGCGGAUUUUGAAUCAGAUGAUGAUGAAGACGAAUUAAAUGAAGCAGAGAGACCAAUUAAGAAACAAAGAUCUUCUUAA
Molecule: messenger RNA, 915 nt
Organism: Sclerotinia sclerotiorum 1980 UF-70
Lineage: Eukaryota; Fungi; Ascomycota; Leotiomycetes; Helotiales; Sclerotiniaceae
Exons: 4
Coding region: 1-915 (304 amino acids)
Biological process (GO): nucleosome assembly
Cellular component (GO): nucleus; chromatin
Molecular function (GO): histone binding; chromatin binding
Source: RefSeq, a predicted model, not a curated record